This is a messenger RNA of Lymnaea stagnalis (great pond snail), 375 nucleotides long. NCBI's taxonomy places the organism in Eukaryota, Metazoa, Mollusca, Gastropoda, Lymnaeidae. The record is from the annotation of a GenBank genome assembly.
AAGGCCAUGGCGAAUAUGGGCGACAUGAAGUUGAAAAUGGCCGUUGACUAUAAGGUUCCCGAGGACAAGAAGUUAACGGAGCAUCGAGCACGCAAGAAGCUGGUCUAUCUGGAGGAAAUUAUUUUUAGUAUUAAAAAACAGUUCAACCUGAAAAUGCUGACACUAAGGGAACAAAAAGUCCAGUAUGUGAAGAGAAUGAACGAGUACAGCCGCCUGAUUGAGGCGAAUCAAGCUGUCCUGCCUGCAGGGGAGAUCAUCAAGGUGCCGCACGUCGAGCCAAUGGCCUUGGCUGAAAAUCCGCAUUCCUACAUGGAUUACAGUGCAGACGACAUAAGGAUCUACAAGAAACAAAUUGAAGAGAAAAUGAAAGCUGCC